This is a messenger RNA of Candoia aspera, 948 nucleotides long. Its product is annotated as chymotrypsin-C-like. Gene Ontology annotation, molecular function: serine-type endopeptidase activity. The record is from RefSeq and is a predicted model, not a curated record. Lineage: Eukaryota; Metazoa; Chordata; Lepidosauria; Squamata; Candoiidae. The transcript has 7 exons. Gene Ontology annotation, biological process: proteolysis.
UUUUUGAUGCUUAUUCUACCAAUUAUCGAGAGUAAAUCAAUAAAAGAGGCUGUGGGUUUCUCUUGUCCCUUUCUUCCUAUGCUCACCAACUCUGUUCUUUUACCAGCCCAUGGCUGUGGCAGCCCCGUCUACGUGCCAAACAUUUCGCGUGUCGUUGGGGGUGAAGAUGCCAGGCCCCACAGCUGGCCUUGGCAGGUCUCCCUCCAGUAUGACAAGAAAGGGGUUUGGGCCCACACUUGCGGCGGGACCCUCAUUGACGCCAGCUGGGUCUUGACGGCGGCCCACUGCAUCAGCUCCAGGCGAACUUACCGGGUCCUGCUCGGGAAACAGAACCUGAAGGAGGAGGAGGCCUGCCAGGUGGCUGUUGCAGUGGAAAAGGCAAUUGUGCAUGAGAAGUGGAAUUCCCUGCUCAUUAUGUGAGUCUAUCCGAGGGCUGGCAACGACAUUGCCCUGCUGAAGCUUGCGCAGCCGGUUCAGUUCAGUGAGGCUGUCCAGAGCUCCUGCCUCCCGGAACCCGACUCGCUGCUGCCCCAAGACUUCCCCUGUUACAUCACCGGAUGGGGACGUCUCUGGACCAACGGCCCCAUCGCGGACACGCUCCAGCAGGCCCUGCUGCCCGUGGUGGACCACGCGACCUGCACCCAGAAAGACUGGUGGGGCUCCAUGGUGAAGUCCAGCAUGCUCUGCGCAGGGGGAGACGGCGUGGUUUCGGGGUGCAACGGUGAUUCCGGUGGGCCCCUGAACUGCCGCGGUGACAACACGUGGCAGGUGCACGGCAUUGUCAGCUUCGGUUCCGCCCUGGGCUGCAAUACCGCCAAGAAGCCCACCGUCUUUACCCGUGUCUCUGCUUACAUCCCCUGGAUCACCGAGAAAAUGCAGCAGAACUGAGGACCUGGCUGUGCCAAAUUGCGAACUGAUACGAAAAAAGCACAAUAAACGUUUUCUCAC